AUACUGUUUUUCAACAUCGUUGUGGUUUCUGUGAGUCGUCUGAACAUUUCGGUCGCCGUGGUGGCGAUGACAAAUGCUGAAAGCACAAAUCCUAAUUUUCAGGAAUUCGAUUGGACAGAGCAGCAGAAAUCCUAUAUCAUCUCCAGCUUCUAUUGGGGUUAUGUAGUGACGCAGUUUCCUGGCGGCUAUCUGAGUCGACGUUUUGGCGCUAAGAUAGUAAUGACGAUUGCCGUGUGCGGCUCAGCUGUGUGCAGUUUGCUCACGCCUCUGCUCGUGACCAUAGGUGGUUGGCAGAUAUUUUGCAUUAUACGCAUUAUACAAGGUCUUUUCCAGGCCGCGCUCUUUCCAGCCAUACAUGAGCAUAUUGCGAAAUGGUCACCGCCGCAAGAGCGUAAUAUACUCGGUGCGCUCACUUAUUCUGGCGUUGAUUGCGGCACGGUAUUGGCUAUGCUUGUGAGCGGCAUGAUAGCGAGUAGUACGCUCGGUUGGCCGGGUAUUUCGUAUAUUUCCGCUGGCCUUGGUUUCGGCUGGUCUGUGCUUUGGUUGAUUUUUGCCGCCGAUUAUCCCCCCUUAUCGCGCUUUAUAACGGAGGCGGAGUGUCGGUAUAUUGAGAAAUCUCUGCGACGUGACGAUGACUUUCAUGCAAAGAGAGUGCCUGUGCCCUGGUUAGCCAUGUUUACAUCGGUGCCCUUCCUGGCGCUGCUGAUAGUGCGUUGCGCUGAAACGUGGGGUUUUUGCACUGUACAAACACAAAUACCGUCAUAUUUUAAUGGUGUUUUCAGUAUGAAUAUUAAGAGUAAUGCGCUUUACUCGGCUCUACCGUAUAUAGCGCGUUGGAUAAUGUCCUAUACAUAUCUCUACUUUGGCAAUAUGGCUGUGCGGAGGGCGUGGCUACCCUUGACGGUGGUGCGUAAGAUCGCCAACUCGAUGGCUUUGUGGUUGCCCGCUUUCAUCAUGGUCGGCAUUGGCUUUUUGGAUGACACAAACCAGGCGUGGGCUAUUACGCUUAUGACACUGAAUGUCGGCUUCAAUGGCGGUGUGACGAUUGGUUGUGUGCUCAGCACCAUAGAUCUGUCACCAAAUCAUGCCGGCGUUGUUAUGGGUAUUGUGAAUACUUUGGCCAAUAUGGUAUCGCUAUUGACGCCCUUGGUUGUGGGGUUUAUAGUAACAGAUGUGCAAAAUCGUUUUGAAUGGCAAAUUGUUUUUAUUAUUGCUGCAUCGAUUUUCUUUUUGGGUAAUCUUAUAUAUGUUAUUUAUGGCACAGCUGAGGCGCAACCAUGGGAUGCACCCGACUUCUUGCUGAAGAAGAAUAUUGAAGAUCCAACAAGCGUAACGAAAUCAUCUUUUAGUGGUUGUAAGAGUGCAUUUAAUGUCAAAACGAAGGCUACUGAUUGUAAGGUGAACUCAAUGAGUGUGGAAAAGUUAGGUUAGAAUGGGAGAAAAGUAUAUGGGAGGGAUUUUAUGAUUAAUUUAGUCACUUGUACU
Ceratitis capitata (Mediterranean fruit fly) is the source of this 1485-nucleotide messenger RNA. RefSeq names its product putative inorganic phosphate cotransporter. The record is from RefSeq and is a predicted model, not a curated record. Lineage: Eukaryota; Metazoa; Arthropoda; Insecta; Diptera; Tephritidae. The annotation marks the transcript as partial. The transcript is spliced from 3 exons. Gene Ontology annotation, cellular component: plasma membrane. Gene Ontology annotation, molecular function: transmembrane transporter activity. Gene Ontology annotation, biological process: monoatomic anion transport; transmembrane transport.